GAUAUGAGAAGGAAAGGGGUGCUGGUUGCCUGGAUGUACAGAAGGCCCGCUCUGGGGCAUAGGAGGAAGAAAUUGGGCGGUAGGAAAGUUGGAUGCAGUGACAAGUGGAAGACCGGGUCUGCACCCAGGGAGAAAACUGGAGGUGUGGGAGGCUGCAAGGACGCGUACAAGACAAAGUCUUGUGUGUGAGAGGAAGAAAACGUGCCGCAGCUGGGACCUGAAUGCAAAGAAGGACGUAAGCUGGAGACUUGGGCGUGUACAGCGAACUCAGGCGGCGGGGACUAGAAGGGAGGCGGAUUGAGAGCGUCCGAGGUCCGCCAGGAGGCGUGGGAGGUGCAGAUGUUGGCAGCCAGUCGGAGGAAGGUUCGCGAGGCCACCCGGAGUGGGGGAAGAAAGAGUGGAGAGACACCCGGGCUGGUUCCCAGUGCCUGCGGUUCAAAGGUCCUGGCACCGGGGAGGAAAGGGGCGGGCCUGGAAACCUGGAAGAAGGGAUCAGCACUUUGGCUGCAGCUCACUUGCACAACGGCCGGCCGCGGGACGUUCUUAGGCCGAGAGCCUGCUGGUCAUAGAGUCACUCAAGGACGUCCAAACGGACAGCUGGGGACACGUCCUCGCCUGUGCAUACGUGGAGAUGGUUCGUGUCCCCUUGACCUUUAUUUGGAAGAAAAUAAACUGCAUUCAGUUGAGACUGCAAGACUGAGAGGACUUGGAGGGAUUAGAAGUUGAUUCACUUGCAAAAGUUUAUUGAAGCCAAAAUGUCCAAAAAAAUCAGUGGUGGUUCUGUGGUAGAGAUGCAAGGAGAUGAAAUGACACGGAUCAUCUGGGAAUUGAUAAAAGAAAAACUCAUUUUUCCCUAUGUGGAACUGGAUCUACAUAGCUAUGAUUUAGGCAUAGAGAAUCGUGAUGCCACCAGCGACCAAGUCACCAAGGAUGCUGCAGAGGCCAUAAAAAAAUACAAUGUAGGGGUCAAGUGUGCGACUAUCACCCCCGAUGAGAAGAGGGUUGAGGAGUUCAAGUUGAAACAAAUGUGGAAAUCACCGAACGGCACCAUCCGAAAUAUUCUAGGUGGCACUGUCUUCAGGGAAGCUAUUAUCUGCAAAAAUAUCCCCCGGCUUGUGAGUGGAUGGGUGAAACCCAUCAUCAUAGGUCGUCACGCUUAUGGGGACCAAUACAGAGCAACCGAUUUUGUUGUUCCUGGGCCUGGAAAAGUAGAGAUAACCUACACACCAAAUGAUGGAACCCAAAAGGUGACAUACUUGGUACAUAACUUUGAAGAUGGUGGUGGUGUUGCCAUGGGUAUGUACAAUCAAGACAAAUCAAUCCAAGAUUUUGCGCACAGUUCUUUCCAAAUGGCUCUGUCUAAGAGUUGGCCUUUGUAUCUGAGCACCAAAAAUACUAUUCUGAAGAAAUAUGAUGGACGUUUUAAAGACAUCUUUCAGGAGAUAUAUGACAAGCAGUACAAAUCCCAAUUUGAAGCCCAGAAGAUCUGGUAUGAACAUAGGCUCAUCGAUGACAUGGUGGCCCAAGCUAUGAAAUCAGAGGGAGGCUUCAUCUGGGCCUGCAAAAACUAUGAUGGUGACGUGCAGUCAGACUCUGUGGCCCAAGGUUAUGGCUCUCUUGGCAUGAUGACCAGUGUGCUGGUUUGUCCAGAUGGCAAAACAGUAGAAGCAGAGGCAGCCCAUGGGACCGUAACCCGUCACUACCGCAUGUACCAGAAAGGACAGGAGACAUCCACUAAUCCCAUUGCUUCCAUUUUUGCCUGGACCAGAGGAUUAGCCCACAGAGCAAAGCUUGAUAACAAUAAAGAACUUGACCUCUUUGCAAAGGCUUUGGAAGAAGUCUGUAUUGAGACCAUUGAGGCUGGCUUCAUGACCAAGGACUUGGCUAUUUGCAUUAAAGGUUUACCUAACGUGCAACGUUCUGACUACUUGAAUACAUUUGAAUUCAUGGACAAACUUGGAGAAAACUUGAAGAUAAAGCUAGCCCAGGCCAAACUUUAA
This is a messenger RNA of Otolemur garnettii (small-eared galago), 2000 nucleotides long. RefSeq names its product isocitrate dehydrogenase (NADP(+)) 1, cytosolic (gene IDH1). Bases 756 to 2000 code for a protein of 414 amino acids. Gene Ontology annotation, cellular component: cytosol; peroxisome; mitochondrion. The transcript has 10 exons. Gene Ontology annotation, biological process: isocitrate metabolic process. Gene Ontology annotation, molecular function: isocitrate dehydrogenase (NADP+) activity; magnesium ion binding; NAD binding. The record is from RefSeq and is a predicted model, not a curated record. Lineage: Eukaryota; Metazoa; Chordata; Mammalia; Primates; Galagidae.